Molecule: messenger RNA, 1119 nt
Organism: Thlaspi arvense
Lineage: Eukaryota; Viridiplantae; Streptophyta; Magnoliopsida; Brassicales; Brassicaceae
Source: the annotation of a GenBank genome assembly
AUGGCUUCCCUUUGCCUCAAUUCCUUACUUCCGCUUCCUCCUUCUCAUCCCCAGAAACUUCUCGAGCCUUCUUCUUCUUCCUCCUCUUUGUUGAGCAGUUCCAAUUGUAACGAAGUUGCUCUGAAGCCGAUCGUCAUCAAUGGAGACCCACCCACUUUCGUCUCUGCCCCUUCUCGCCGCAUCAUCGCAGUUGGAGACCUUCAUGGCGAUCUGAGUAAAGCCAGAGAUGCCCUUCAGAUUGCCGGAGUCUUGAGCUCCGAUGGACGAGACCAGUGGAUCGGUGAAGACACUGUACUAGUUCAGGUUGGAGAUAUACUGGAUCGUGGCGAUGAUGAAAUUGCAAUACUCUCCUUAUUGAGUUUACUUGAUGAACAGGCGAAAGCUAGCGGUGGAGCUGUUUUCCAGGUUAAUGGGAACCAUGAGACGAUGAACGUUGAAGGGGACUUCAGAUACGUAGAUGCGAGAGCAUUCGAUGAGUGUACAGAUUUUCUUGACUACUUGGAGGACUACGCACAAGACUGGGACAGGGCCUUUAAGAAUUGGAUUUUUGAGUCGAGACAAUGGAAAGAAGAUAGGAGAAAUUCUCAAACGUAUUGGGAUCAAUGGAAUGUAGUAAAGAGGCAAAAGGGAGUGAUUGCAAGGUCGGUUCUUUUCAGACCAGGUGGUCGACUGGCGUGUGAAUUGGCGCGUCACGGAGUUAUCUUGCGUGUUAACAACUGGGUUUUCUGCCACGGUGGUCUCCUUCCUCACCACGUUGCAUACGGCGUAGAGAGGAUAAACAGAGAAGUCUCUACUUGGAUGAGAAGCUCUGCUGACGACUACGAAGAGAGUCCCCAGAUGCCAUUCAUUGCAACUCGGGGAUAUGACAGUGUGGUAGGUAAAAUUCUCCGGGACACUCUUGAAGCUGUCGGUGCCAAGGCUAUGGUGGUCGGGCAUACUCCCCAGUUAUCCGGCGUAAACUGUGAAUAUGGUUGCGGCAUAUGGAGGGUUGAUGUGGGAAUGUCUAGUGGUGUUCUCGAUUCUAGACCAGAGGUUCUGGAGAUAAGAGGGGACAAAGCUAGAGUUAUAAGGAGCAACCGGGACAGACUUCAUGAACUUCAAGUUGCAGACUACAUUUAA